This is a messenger RNA of Sinocyclocheilus rhinocerous, 1876 nucleotides long. Its product is annotated as CD44 antigen-like. Gene Ontology annotation, biological process: positive regulation of ERK1 and ERK2 cascade; inflammatory response; cell adhesion. Gene Ontology annotation, molecular function: cytokine receptor activity; hyaluronic acid binding. Gene Ontology annotation, cellular component: basolateral plasma membrane; plasma membrane; macrophage migration inhibitory factor receptor complex. The transcript has 9 exons. Bases 93 to 1313 code for a protein of 406 amino acids. The record is from RefSeq and is a predicted model, not a curated record. NCBI's taxonomy places the organism in Eukaryota, Metazoa, Chordata, Actinopteri, Cypriniformes, Cyprinidae.
UCUAUUCUGCUCAUCUCAUCCUUAAAAGCAAACUGGAAGCUCUGCUGAACACCGUCUGGAUUCACACAGAGAUCUCCUCACCAGCCAUCGGGAUGUGGAUUAUGCUGUUGGGACUCGCCUCUGAAUUACUGGCCUCCUCCAGAUCAGAAGAUCACACAGUGCGCUCACGGAGCUGCAGCUAUGCUGGAGUGUUUCAUGUGGAGGGGAGAGAACGCUAUAGUCUGACGUUUGAGAAGGCCGAGACAUUGUGUGAGCAUUUAUCCUCUUCAUUAGCCAGUCUGGAGCAGGUGGAAAAAGCCUACAAUAAAGGACUACAGACAUGCAGGUAUGGAUGGAUAAACAGCACAGAGGUGGUGAUAGUCCGUCAGACGCCAAAUAGAAUCUGUGCUGGCAACCAAACCGGCAUCAUCAGGAAAACUCCAGACAGAAAAAAAUAUGACGCCUUCUGUUUUGAUGCUAAAGAUACUGCAGAGAAGAACUGCGCAGCUAUAAUUGACCCUGAGAGUUUAAACAAAACAGAUGGCGACUCAGCAUUUACAGAAGUCACAACACACCGACCAAAUGCUGGAGAGGAAGAUUCUGAAAAUUCAACAUCUGAAGUCACAUCUGAGUCCUCUACUCCAGUUCUCUGGAUGCAGACCAGUCCCACACAGAGCCCUGCGGAACAGAACCACACUGAUCAGACAAACCGUGAUACGCAUAUAGAGUUGACAACUUCACAUCCAAAUCCAGACACCACAGGGCUGGGAGUGUUUGAAUCAGUGACCACUAACACAACACACCGACCAAAUGCUGGAGAGGAAGAUUCUGAAAAUUCAACAUCUGAAGUCACAUCUGAGUCCUCUACUCCAGUUCUCUGGAUGCAGACCAGUCCCACACAGAGCCCUGCGGAACAGAACCACACUGAUCAGACAAACCGUGAUAUGCAUAUAGAGUUGACAACUUCACAUCCAAAUCCAGACACCACAGGGCUGGGAGUGUUUGAAUCAGUGACCACUAAAGAAACAGCAGCAAAUAAAGCAGUUGUUACUCCAGAACACGCCACCCCAAACAACGGGUCUAUAGACUGGCUGAUCAUUUUACUCGUCAUUUUGGCCGUUUUUGUCAUUCUGCUUGUCUGUGUUAUUGCAGCAAACAGAAAAAGAUGGUGUGGCAAGAAACAGAAUCUGAUUAUUACACAAGAGAGCAGCAGUGAAGAAAAGGGCGCAGCAGCUUCAUUGACUAAGGAGCAGGAGAUGGUCAAACUAGUGAACACUGAGAAGAUCGCAGGGAACAGCAACUCAGAGUUUAUCAGCAUCAGUCCAGAGAAUUGAACCGAGAAAACCCAGAAGGCAUAAGAAUGAGAACACAAGCAAUUUACGCUAACAACUGACAAUACAGAUGCACUAAUAUGCCUUAAUCAAUGCUGAACUAAUGCACAGAUAAUCUUUAGAUAAUGAUUGAUUUAUGAAGAACUAAGCCAUUCAUUAAUAAUUACAUCAGCAUCUGAUAAAGUGACUGAUUAAUAGAUUAAGAUAUAUAGGAAUUGCUAUUAAAUAAAUGUCAUCAAGGAUUAAUUCACUAUCAACAUCUAGCAUUAACUAAUAGUGUAAAUCAAUGUGUUAUUUACCACAGUGGGUCAAAGCCAUGUAUUCCAAUUUCCAGCUGUCCGAUUUAAAAAAUCAUUAGAUAAUAGUUUGCAUAUCAUUAUAUUAUGACUUGGUGAGACACUUGACUAUUAACUCUGUUAACUAAUAAUUAAGUAAUAUGCUCCUAUGGUUAUGAUUUUAAUCAAUUUACCCAUCCCUCAAACACGUUAUUUGACAUUACAUUCACUGCACAACUGCAGGGCUCAAGUUUUACUUAUUUUUUUUUUCCCUGUGUAACCUUGAAUUGU